UUUGGCUGGUGAAUACAAGGCGGGAAGGCGUUAUGGCGGACCCAGCGUGGGGCUCGACAUCGUCCCUGUCCGACGAGGAGACGGCACGUGCGCUGUGCGCCUUCCACCACACGGAGCCGCUGCCGACUCAGCGCCGUCGGCCGCUCCAGCAGCAGCAGAAGAAGCAGAAGCAACCGACCGCGCCUCUGUAUCAACCACGCAAUAACCACGACGGGAAGCAGUCGCAAUUUGCACCGAACGAUCGAGUCUCCAACGGCUUCUCCACCUUUGGAUAUCCCGUUCCUACCAGGUUCCACUUGGUGCCCAUGUCCGCUCAGCGCAGUGAGGCGACAUCAAUGCUAGUUGGGAUGCCCUCAACAUCGAGUGACGACUGGCACCGACAACAGCAGCGGGCAAUUCAGGAGCAGAUCGAGCAGCAACAGCGUGAACUACAGGCACAGUUGUAUCAUCAACAGCAGAGAGAGAUGCAGAUGGAAGUGCAGAGGAUGCAGGCUCAGAUCCAGCAGCAGGAGCACGCUCAAAGGUAUCAAAUGCAGAUCCAAAGGCACGUGGAGAACACACAACAACCCAGUUAUUCAUCAGGCGUCAGUGGAUUCGAACAGCUGAGGUGGACUAAUGAGGUGCAAACGUCCCAGGCGACGAGAACUGCGUCUAAUUUUCACGAUGGCCGGAGGCGGGAGGGCACUGGAGUGCAGAGGCAGCAAAGUGGCCAGCCUUACGAUGGGAGAUUUGGUCAAUUAUCAGCCAGACCAACGACAGCGUCAGUGUCGAUGCCUUCAUUUAUGCCUAGUUACAAUGACAGGUUACAAACAGGGACGCCGAUGAGCAGAAGCCAAGAUACGUUCGCUUCACAACAGGCUCCACAGCCAGCGCAGUCGCAUUUGCAGGCUCGAAAUCCUGAAAUCUUUUCGGUAAGUGGACAUGAAUGGGGAAGACACGACCCAACGUUGUUUGGUGGAGCUCAGACGGAUAGAAUACCGACGUUCCAGAUGCAGAGAAGCCAACAAUUCGUGCCACUGCAGCCCGAACCGUAUGAAAUACCCAAUCGUAUUCGUCAAGAGUCAGGCCCCAUGCUGAGCUCAAACAACUCCCGCCCCGAUGAAUUUGCCUUGGAUAGUAUCAUGAAGCACUUCCAGACGAAUGCUGGGCCUUCACCUGGUGCUUCUGCUACCUCUACCGGUGCUACUUACGACCCGAAUGCUGGACAUACUGCAAAUCGCAAUAUUAAGCCCGUAUUCAACCCGACGAUGUCUCAAACUCGAACCCAAACUUCGAAAGGGAUACAGACGCAGGGCCAGCUCAACUCACAGUCGAAGGUACCAGUUCCACCCACUGGAGCCGCGGUAGUCCCAGGUAUUGCUCUGGCGCCACAAUCUAUGCGUCUCUUAACUAUGCGAGAUCUCCUCAAUGGAGACGAUGGAUCUAUUAGGAUGGAUUCGUCGAGGAAUCGACCAAGAAUAAGCAGACAAAAGCGAACCCCUACAAACCGCAAGCUCCCCAGGAAAAAUACGGCAGCCAAGCGCCAGAGGACGCCGCAGCAGCAAAAUGAGCGAAAGUUUCAGCCACCACCAACCAACAAGCGUGCAGAAGCCAAGCAAUCGAGACAAGCUGCAAGUCCAGCACCCGUUGGGACGUCUGGACCGGCCACCAAGUUGCCCACUCCGAUGUAUCUAGCAUUUAUGGAAUCGCGAGCUGCUCGGGCAUUAGAACAAACGGUCAGCAAUACGAAUUUUACAAGAACAGCUUCGUCACUACCUCCAGAAUCGCAGCAACUAUCUCCUGCCUCCCGAUCAGCAACCAGUUCUGUCAGUCAAGGCAGUGAUCAGGCUGUUGCUUCUACCUCUGCAGGAGUAGAUUCAGUCAAAAGGAAGAAAGUGGAUGAUGGACCUCCAGGAAUAUACCAUCCCUCCAGCCUGUACCAGCAUCAUCAUCUACCGAGCGCCAGUGCGUCACUGCAGGCUGCAGCACAUAAAGAAUCGCCUGAUCCACCACAGCCAAAUGCCGUCGAAGCUUUUAAUAUGAAAAGUGAAUGCCAUGGGCUCGUUAAUGGCCAGGAUCGCCCGAGUGAUGGAGCGUGUAGUCGGCAACAAAAUCGUCCAAAGCUUUUCGUUCCUAAGAAGUUGGAGUGCAACGUUCAAGUGGGGGGUUGUGAGAACAGUAAGGCUGGUACGUCGUCAAGGAAGAGACCCAGAGCAAAGCUGCCUGUGGCAGGUUUGAAAUCAUCAAUUGGAAAUGGCUCUCAGCUACUAGCACCCAGCACACAGGUGUCGAAUGAGGCUGCUGCGACUGCAGAUACUUCGUCUGCGGUGAUGCAGACACCUGUUGCAUCUGCUGUACCGCGAUCGGAGAAUCGAACGGUUGUGAUUUUUUGUAAACGGGACUUCAUGCGCUAUCAAGCAGCUAAGAUUUGGCGCAAGUACCAAGAGCAGCUCAAGAAACACGAGGAAUGGCGUGAAGUUCGCGUAGCCGGUAAGCGUACGCGGUACCUCAGUUCUCGCUAUGAUGAAUUGCAAAGGACACACAAGAGGACCUACACGCGAUCAGGUAAACCGCGUAGAAAAGCACCACAGGCGGCUAAGGUGGGUCGCCGUCGCAAGGCAUUGAUAUCAGGAGACUCAGCUCCGGUGGGUUCUACAGUUUCGUCUUCGAUGUCGGUUGAUCAUGUGAUUGAUACAAGGGAACCUAGACAGACAGGUAACGAGGGGCUUGCUGAAGCUGGAGCCAAUUCAAAUCAUUCGAAAACUGUAGAUGCUGGUGUAGCUGACAACGACUGUCCCAUGACAGUACAAGACGCAUCCGAAGCGCAAGAGGAGCCGUCAACGAUUGAAGAAGAAACCAGAAGUAUAGUGGAGUCAAGUGUUUGCAAGGAUUCAGAUAAUGGUGUGGUUGCCGACUCGACCAAUCGAAUACUCGACGACACAGCGUCUGGUAUCGCUGCCAACGACGGUGCUGUUGCUGUGGCACCCCUUUGUGAUGAUUCGGAGGCUGCCUCGCUUCCUGCUAAAUCUCCUGGGAAUGUGGAUAGCUCGGUCUCCGAUGCACCAGAUGAGGGCGGUGCUGAAGCCGGCGGAGCAACACCCGUUAGUAAUAUCACUACUGCUGUGGCCAAAGCUUCUCUCAACGGAAGUGCUGAGCCUGGAUCGGUGUCCAAUGGCGCUAUCGAAGCCUCCGUCUCUGAUAUCAAUAUUGUCACCGUUGCAGCACCGUAUAAAGGUACAGUCGAAGUCAUCGGCGUGGCACCUGAUGAAUCCAUGGACAACACCGUCGCGAAGACAGCAUCUGUCGAGAGUGUCGCCACUAACACAACUUUCGAAAGGGAUCUGGAUACGGACGUGAAGAUGAGUGAAGACACGGAAGAGUAUUCAAGGAACGAUAAUGCUCGUGCCUGUGGAGAACGAAGUUCCCCGCUGCCGGUCGAGAAGGAUCUACCUACACUGCAGCAGAGUACAAGCACAAGCACUACCGAGGACAAUAACUCUUGUGCGGAUUCGAUUGUUCAGGAUGGGAUCCCUCCUGAACAGCAAUCGUGCCCAGCUCCAGCGACAUCAAAUGGCGACGGUGGUGUAAUGGAUACUAACUCGGACAAGCAAGCGUCUUCGGAUGGAAUGGCAUUAAAUACCGACGCGAUAAAGCCUGAGAAAUCUUUAAGAGAUAUUCAGUCUGCUGAUGAAACUCUUCCUGACAAGAUUACGGACACAGAACCAGCUAUGAUAACUCCCAAUGGUUUAGCAACUAUCGAGGCCAAGCAACACUGCACGGAGUCUACGCCUGUGCACAACGUACCAGAUAUGCCAGUAUGCACCGAUCCUAGCAACGGCGCCACAGCUAUAAGUAGUGACCAACAAUGAGAUGUUAAGUGGGAUGGGUUCAAUCGGCUUUGGAGUUGUGCUGAGUGGACGAACAACUUUGACCUGGUUCUUUCCGAGUCUCCUAUUGAUCUCGCUCGUCCUCGUUGUUAUUUGUGGCUUGAAAUCUCGUGGAACGCUGGAUCUUUGGCACCGUCCUACUUGCUGUUGAGAGCUUAGCACCAGUUGGAUGGGUCUUCUUCAAUGUGCUGGUUGUCUUAUCUCUAUCAGGUCGAGAAGUUCGACUGGCAAUGGAAACUGGUGUCUGUUGUUUCAACAGAUAGUCCAAGGUGACUCCGCGAGCUUUGAGAGCUUCUUCUAGGCGGUUCAGCUGCAAUUGAGCCUGUGCCAAGUCACGCUCCGCCUUCUCAGCUCGGACUUCAACGGCGUCGGCUGCAUCCUCCGCUAGCUGCCGUAGUCGUGUCUCCUGCUCUUGAGUCUCUCGUGCAGCGAUUUCAGCUUGCUCUGCUUCACGAGAAGCAGUCUCAGCUGCAAGCAGCUUCUCCUGCAACUCUUUCGUGGUGCUCUCCAACUCGGCCAGACGCUGUGCUUCGUGACGCAACUCGGUCUGAUGAUUGGUGUCGAUGUCACAAAGUUUGCGUUCGAGCUCUUCUAGUUUCACUUGCAAUUGCUCUUUCUCGUCUGCGAGCUCAACGAUCUGAGCGGCUUUCUCGGCCAAUUUCUGCUUGUUCGCUUCUUCCUCGCGCAAGAAUGCCUCGUCACGUUGCUCCAGU
This is a messenger RNA of Phytophthora nicotianae INRA-310, 4579 nucleotides long. RefSeq lists its product as hypothetical. Bases 33 to 3848 code for a protein of 1271 amino acids. The transcript has a single exon. The record is from RefSeq and is a predicted model, not a curated record. Lineage: Eukaryota; Oomycota; Peronosporomycetes; Peronosporales; Peronosporaceae.